This is a messenger RNA of Brienomyrus brachyistius, 2068 nucleotides long. RefSeq names its product titin homolog. The transcript is spliced from 2 exons. The record is from RefSeq and is a predicted model, not a curated record. Bases 179 to 1681 code for a protein of 500 amino acids. Lineage: Eukaryota; Metazoa; Chordata; Actinopteri; Osteoglossiformes; Mormyridae.
CCUGGAAGAGUGUACCUCUGGGAGUGAAUAGGAAUGAGUGCAGCUGUGAGUCGCCAGCUUGCUCCUUGCUCAGUCCUGCAGGGAGGUAGACAGGACCGCCGACUUUUCUGUGCCAGUCUGGAUUUUAAAGUCUCACUUAAGAAGGAAAACAGGUUGGUCUGCUUUACAAGGAGGCAAUAUGGGAGGUAAGCUAACCAAGAGGAAGAAGGGCUACAAUGUGAAUGACCCAAAAGACCAGAAGGAGGAGGCUGCAGGGAGACAUGCCGGGAAGCAGAAUGAGGAAGAUACUUCAAUGACAUUUAAACUAAAGUCAGAGUCUGAAGCUUCAGGUGCUUCUAGUACCAUUGUGGAUACUACAGCAGUGGAGAAAGCUGCAGUGGAGGCUAACAGAACACCACAGGAAACAAAUCCACCAGAAGAGGCAGCUCCUGAAGCAUCUCCAAAGGAAGUACAGGAAGCUUCAGCAGGAGGAGAAGCUGCACCCCUCAUGGCAAAUGAAGAGCUGAAGGCUGCAGAAGCAUCUGCAACACCUGAACUGAGCUCUCAGGUCAGGGAUCCAGGACCAGAGGUCUCCGGGACAACAGAGAAAGAAGUUUUUUCUGAACCCCAACAAUCAAGUAAGUCAUCUCCACCAGAAAGUCAAGACGUCCAAAGCAGACCUGAGGCAGCAGAAGGCUCUGUCACAUCACCAACGGACGUGACAAUCGAAGAAUCCAAGGAUUCUGAGAAUGAAAUUAUUGCAAAAGCCACAGAAAAAAAGUUAUCAUUCACUGAGACAACAGCACAGGACCCAGACCCAGGGUCUGUUAAUCAGGUACAAGGAGAUUCUGCUGAACUGGAACAGCCUGGAACAUUCAGCACUGCGAUCAGCUUGAAUUCCAAGCCAGAUUUAGAAUCACGCAAAGAUCCCACUGCAUUGGCUGUAGCUCCAGAAAUUAGUCUGGGAGAAUGUUGUUCAUCUGUCCUUGACGAUCCCUCCGAGAUUUCAGCAAUGGUCACGGAUACGUCAGUGCACCACAAACCCUGUGUUCCAGAAUUGGAAAGCACUCCCCAAGUUUUGCAUGAUCCCGAAGAUGCUACUGUUGAUUCCAAAGUAAGUGAGGUGGUAGAGGCUGAAGGAAACCCAGUACCAGAGGAAGCAGAGAAUAUACAGGAGGCUCCCAUUUUCCAAGCCAGCCCAACACUUGACAAGGCUGAAGGUCCUAGUGAAAGCACUAAAGACACUGAGACAGAAGCCAAUGGUAUUCCUCAGACCACUGUUUCUGAAUCAUUUACCUCUGUUGAUGAAAAGAUGGAGGAAAUAGGUUUGCUUGAAAAAGUGGUGAAUAGUCCUACAGAGGGGAGCUCUGAAGCGGGUGAAAACCACCUGUACGACCGCUCAGAAGGGGUUAGCACAGAGGCCAUAAUCACAGCUAGUCCUUCUGAGGACGUUGCUCUGGGUGAGAAGGUGAAGCAUGAGAACGGUGAGGUAGAGGACGUCAUAUGCUCAACACCUGAGCUAAGCAGCCCGUGUCUGGAGCAGGCCGACAAGCCAGCUGCAGACAAACCCACCAAAAUACAGCAGGAGUGUGUCGGCAGCAUCAGCGAGUCCCUCAAAAACCCAAAUGAGGCAGAGGAUGGUGAAUUCCUGCGGGAGACACUGGGAGUUGCCGAUGCUUCUCAGGCCCUUGAGCUUUUUUAAAAGAGUAGCAGAUCCACCUGAUAAUUUGCUAAUUUUAAUUCAGACUUAAGAAAAUUUAGAAGUCUGUUAUAGUGGUUCAGUCAAGAGAAAGAUGUUAAAGAAAAACAUGGAUUAACAGCUGGAAAAUAAGUACUUGCUCCUGUAUCCUUUACCUACACGGUAAUUCAUAAUCAGAAAUGUCGAAAUAGAAUGAUGAUGAUGGACAGUUUAUAUUCAAGAAAAGGUUUUGUGCUUUGUGUGCUUAAACUGGCUUAGCAUCACAUACAACAUUAAUAGUAAUGGUAGUAACAAUAGUCUGGUCUUUAAACUUUGUGUGUCUUUCCAUAAACAAGACAAAACAAAAUCACAAUGGCAUUGUUUUGAAAUAAAGCUUUACUACAGUUUAAA